This is a messenger RNA of Polistes dominula (European paper wasp), 894 nucleotides long. RefSeq lists its product as uncharacterized. The record is from RefSeq and is a predicted model, not a curated record. NCBI's taxonomy places the organism in Eukaryota, Metazoa, Arthropoda, Insecta, Hymenoptera, Vespidae.
AUGUGCCGCGUAAGAAGGGGAGACGGAACUUUCAGACUAUGUCGGGCGCUAUUAGAUACGUGUGCCGCCGCGCACUUCAUCACCGAGAAGGUCGCRAGAGACCUACRUUUGCCGAUCAAACCAUAUUCGAUCCCUAUUUAYGCGAUCAACGAYACCACAACUCAAACGACGGGCGUUAUCGAGAUAGACAUUCGAUCACUAGAUAACGAAUAUAGUCGAAACCUUUCACUACUCAUCGUUCCAAAGAUAGCCGAUCAGGUACCCAGCGAAAUCUUCCCGCGAGAACUCAUCAAAAUCCCGUCCGAUCGAAAACUUGCAGAYCCCCAGUUCCAUUUACCACGACCGGUCGAUAUCUURAUAGGUUCUGGAGUAACACUAGCGCUCAUGACAAUAGGACAAGUUUCUUUAUCACCAGGACGCGGCGAUCUGAUACUCCAGAAAACACGAUUAGGUUGGGUAGUCGCCGGGGGAAUCGAAUCUGACGAUCGUAAGAGAAAUCAAACGUUUUUKGCGACAACCGAAUUGAAAGAACAGUUAGAAAAAUUUUGGUURUGGGAGGAAGCGAAUAUAACUCGAUCGAAYCCGGUAAACGAAAUAGACUGUGAAAAUCAUUAUGUCCAAAACACCAAGCGCGAUGAGUCAGGACGAUAUAUUGUGCGUUUACCUUUUCGCGAAGAAGGACAUGAUUACAGUUACCUACGCGGUAUAGCUCUACGUCGAUUCCAUAACCUCCGGAAGAAAUUGUACGCGAAUACUGAACUUCGGAAGGAAUAYGAACGAAUUAUGCAGGAAUAUAUCAAUUUAGGACAUAUGUCGAUCGUCGAAGAUGAAUCCAGAGGGGGUUGCUAUCUUCCCCACCACGCGGUUAUCAAAUCAGCUAGCACGACAACAAAG